AUGAAGAAUGGCUUAUUCAACGAUUCGUUAGUAACAUGGAAGUGGAAAGCUUGCCAUCGUUCGUGGCAACGAGAAGCUGAAUCCUGGUCGUGUAGCAGGGCGGUCGUUCUUAUCGACCCUUUGAUAACAGUAAAGAAAAAAAGUGGCACUACUAAAAAACUAGAAGUUAGGCAGUCGGAACUUCAAGAAUUUGCUGAUCCUUUAGGUGCUAUCGUCGAAGAUCAGAAAAAUACAGUUUUUACAUCAGAAGAUUUAAUCAUUUCAAAACGGAAAAUGGAACCGAAACUUGCUAACACUUUGGUUAGCAAAGAAGAUGAAAUAGUUACGACCACUGAAAAAGAACUACCGGGUUUUAUACCUUGGUCAUCGAAAAAGCAAGCUAUAUUGAAAUCUUUUUCGGAUACUGAAGACUCAAAGAUUUCAUACUUACACUGUGUUCCGGAUUUGAGAAAAACUGAUUUGUCAUUUGUUAGACGUGCGGCGCAAAGGUUGGAACAGUUGGAGGAUGCUUCAGGCCGGAAAAAAUUAGCGGAACAAUCACAGGAAGAAAAUCUGGUGAAGAUCAACGAAUUGCGGAAAAAUUUGGAAAUAGCUUGGGCCAAGCAGAAGAAAAUAGAAUCUGUUAAUUUAGCAGUAGAAGUCGCAAAUAUUCUUGGAUUAGUAUCAGCAACUGAUAUUUAUCCACGUCAAUUCGUCCUUGUAACAGAUGUUUUGGACGAGUUCGGACAUCUGGUUUAUGAUCGUCUGUAUACCAAAGCAAAUAAGGAACGUGCCGAAGCGGGUUUAGAACAACUGCCAGACAAUUUUACAGUGGAUGACGUACCGAAACAAACGCGGGAUGUUGCAAGAAAUUGGUUCCAUAAAAUUGGUGAUAUCACUGAGUUCUUGUCACGUUUCUAUGUGGAAACUGCUCUCAUUGGUUGUAUCCGUUUUCUCGAUGCGGAAUCAUUAUCGGUGAAUUUGUUACGCUUAGCAAGAAUUCCGGUGUCACUACCGAAUCCGCUGGUAUCAUGUUAUGCUCGUGCUUAUCUAUGUCGUGUUGCCAUGCGGCUUUCUCCCAAUGAUCGCGCACCGCAUUGGCGAUGUUUAAAUGACUGGAUCAAUACAAUCCCGACUCAAUCGAUGCCAGCAGCAUUAAUGCCAGCUUUAGAAUGGAUCAUUCAAUGUGUUGCGUAUAAUGCGACGGCAUACGACGAAUUACAAACUCUGUGGGAUCUUUGCGCAGAUAAUGAAAGGCGAUCCACAUUUUUGCUUCCUUUCUUGCAUGCAGUAUCUUCUGAUUAUUUGUCUCAGCAUGCUUUGGAUGCUUGUAAAUUGGUAGUUGCUGGUGAGAAUGUAAGUUGUAUGGAGCUUUGUGUUCUUGGUAGAAGACUGAUGGCGAAUAAUAUUAAAAAUGAUUUAAAUCGAAUCAUUUUGAAGAAUUGCUGGCAAAAAAUUAUCCAUCUAAUAAGGAUCCGAGAUUUCAUUGAAUGUGCGGUUGUGUGGAUUGAAUUUGCUGCUCGUUAUUUUACUUCGAAUGAGGUUGAUGUUAUGCUGGAAAUAAUUAUAAAACGAAUUACACCUGAUAAGAAAUAUGAAGCUUUCAUGGAUGAACUGUUAUGUAUUUUGGAAAAAAUUACACAUUUAAUUGAUGAGAUGAAGGAUUUAAUUGUAUUACACAAUUUUCAAACGCUCCUGCAUUUAUUCCGUGGUGCGCAACAGCGUGGAGACUGUGCUAUUACGGUGUUAUCUGCUUUCAUACGCUCCUAUGAGCUUUCAUCAGCUAAUGAUUUCCAACUCGCAAGUCAAAUACUUGAUAUUUGCCAGAUGCUUCAUGAUUCUUUAACUGCCCUUUCAAUUGACGAGGAGAAAGAGCAUGCUGCGUUUUAUAUUAUCCGCGCUUUGGAUCGAUUCAAGCUAGAAACAGAUCCGGAACGGGCACUUGAUUUCUUUGUCGAUGCACGUGCUGCUUUUUCGAAUUUGGAUAAAGUCAUUGCCUAUCUUGCCACAAAAGUAUGCUGUCUUGGCUUGUAUGUAGUUCGUCAAGGAAGGAUUUCUCAUGCGGGUGAAACAUUUCUACGGGCUUGUAUAGCAUAUGCCUUCAUUACAGUAGCAUCAUUAUCUAGUUCAGCAACCAAAAUUGAGUUAUACAUCCAGAUUGGAAUGUUAAGUUUGGCUAGCAAUUCACUUCCACAGACAGAUGCGAUCUUGAAGUGUUCGAUCGAAGUGCUGGCAGCAGCUCAUGACCUCAAGGUGUCAAUUUAUCGAUCCAUCUGUUCCUCGUUUCUUGCGUUUUUGGUAUUAGUUCCUGACCCUCCAAACAAGAAUCCUUUAUACAUGUUUAAUGGAUUUUUGAACGCUAUUGCCAGGUACCCUUGGGGAAACCAAUUCUUGGAACACGGACGCGUUCUAUUAGAAUGUAUUUGUUAUCUCUCAAUAAUGAAUCAGUCGGAAUUACCAUAUCAUAUAGUAUAUGGUGGUGUGCAAUCGAAUGACACUUUAUAUGGUGGCACUGAAGAAUUCAUGGAAUUAAUCGAAGAGAAAUGCGAAGUGGUGAUGGGUCGUCUGGAAGACAUUUACAAACAGGGUGGAAAUAAACUACCACUGUUAGCUAUUGAAAUCUUAGAAGUGAUCCUCAGUUUGGGAGAUGUUGAAGCGUUGGCUACUUUGAUCAUCGAGCUUUAUGGUGAUUCUACUGCAGCAUCGGAAUUGUGGAAGCGACGAGAAUUGAUUUUGCGGAAAAUUCAGCACUGUGCAAGAAAAAACAAAGAAUUGGAAAGAUUAUAUGAACAGUUAUAUACUUUAGAAUAUUCUGCUUAUAAUAAAAAGUGA
Acanthocheilonema viteae is the source of this 2811-nucleotide messenger RNA. NCBI's taxonomy places the organism in Eukaryota, Metazoa, Nematoda, Chromadorea, Rhabditida, Onchocercidae. The record is from the annotation of a GenBank genome assembly.